Messenger RNA from Symbiodinium pilosum, 384 nucleotides. NCBI's taxonomy places the organism in Eukaryota, Dinophyceae, Suessiales, Symbiodiniaceae. The record is from the annotation of a GenBank genome assembly.
AUGGGUGAUCAGAAGCGUGAGUCAUUCCAAGCAAAGGACGAGGAAACGGUGGUAGCCUGGGGUGAGGCAUGCAGCGGCGGCAACUGCAGGCCGUGUCAGUCCAAGCUGGUUGGAGUGCAGAAGGUUUAUGCUUCCAAAGCUGCGUUCGCAGCCAUUCUCCAUGAUGGGUCCGUGGUUACCUGGGGAGAUUUCCGAGCAGGCGGAGACAGCACCAUUGUGCGAGAUCAGCUGGUGGAUAUACAGCACAUUCAGGCAGCCAGCAGCGCCUUCGCGGCGAUUCGCAAAGAUGGCAGCGUGGUGGCUUGGGGCCGGCCAGAUUGUGGUGGAGACAACGAUUCUGUCCCGGCUCAGCUUCGCAAUGUCGGCUCUUUGGUAGAGGCGUAG